Poeciliopsis prolifica (blackstripe livebearer) is the source of this 2133-nucleotide messenger RNA. RefSeq names its product cytochrome P450 20A1 (gene cyp20a1). The coding region runs from base 13 to 1485 and encodes 490 amino acids. Gene Ontology annotation, cellular component: membrane. NCBI's taxonomy places the organism in Eukaryota, Metazoa, Chordata, Actinopteri, Cyprinodontiformes, Poeciliidae. The record is from RefSeq and is a predicted model, not a curated record. The transcript has 13 exons. Gene Ontology annotation, molecular function: monooxygenase activity; heme binding; oxidoreductase activity, acting on paired donors, with incorporation or reduction of molecular oxygen.
GGUCGCGCGCAGAUGCGCCGCGUUGACGUGGUAACUGGCAGCGUUAGGACGCGAACCUCCGAACAUAGGCGAGCAAAAGGCGACGGCGCCGUCAUGUUGGCCUUCGCCAUCUUCGCUGUCACUUUUGUCAUCAUUUUGGUCGGAGCGGUUCUCUACUUGUACCCGUCUUCCAGAAGGGCCUCUGGUGUCCCUGGUCUUUUCCCCACAGAUGAGAAGGACGGAAACCUGCAGGACAUCAUCAACCGAGGCAGCCUGCACGAGUUCCUCGUCGACCUGCAUCGGGAGUUUGGAUCCGUGGCGUCCUUCUGGUUCGGCGGGCGGCCGGUGGUCAGCCUGGGUUCCGUGAACCAGCUCAGGCAGCACGUCAACCCCAAUCACACCACUGACUCCUUUGAGACCAUGUUGAAGUCGCUGCUGGGAUACCCCCCGGGGAUGGGAGGCGGGCCCAACGAGUCAGUGGUUAGAAAGAAAUUGUACGAAGGCGCCAUCAAUAACAGCCUGAAGAACAACUUCCCAGUCAUGCUCAAGGUGGCGGAGGAACUUGUGGGAAAGUGGAAGUCGUUCCCGGAGGCUCAGCACAUCCCGCUGUGCGCCCACCUGCUGGGUCUGGCCCUGAAGACCGUCACCCAGCUGGGUCUGGGCGAGCGCUUCAAAGACGACGCCGAAAUCAUCUCCUUCCGCAAGAACCACGACGCGAUCUGGUCUGAAAUCGGGAAGGGUUACAUGGACGGCUCCAUGGAGAAGAGCUCCAGCAGAAAAGCUCAUUAUGAGAAGGCUUUGUCAGAGAUGGAAUCCAUGCUUCUGUCAGUGGUGAAGGAGAGGAAGGCCCAGAGGAAACGGACGGCGUUUGUGGAUGCUCUUCUUCAGUCCAGUCUCACAGAACGACAGGUCAUGGAGGACUGCAUGGUCUUCACUCUGGCUGGAUGCGUCAUCACCGCUAACUUGUGCAUCUGGGCGCUUCACUUCCUGUCCACGUCCAAAGACGUCCAAGACAAACUCUACCAGGAGUUACAAGACGUUUUGGGUUCCGAUCCAAUUUCCCUAGACAAGAUCCCUCAGCUCAGAUACUGCCAGCGGGUUCUCAACGAGACCGUCCGGACCGCCAAGCUGACCCCCGUAGCUGCUCGACUUCAGGAAGUGGAGGGCAAAGUCGGCCAACACGCGAUCCCUAAGGAGACUUUGGUAAUCUACGCCCUGGGAGUAGUCCUUCAGGAUGCAGACGCAUGGAGCGCCCCCUACAGGUUUGAUCCGGAUCGAUUUGAGGACGAAUCUGCGAGGAAGAGUUUCUGCCUCCUCGGCUUCUCGGGGAAUCAAACGUGUCCGGAACUCGGGUUUGCUUACACCGUCGCUACGGUCCUGCUCAGCACGUCGGUGCGACAGCUGAAGCUUCACCAGCUGGAAGAUCAAGUGGCAGAAGUCAAAUCUGAGCUGGUGUCCACACCUAAGGACGAAACUUGGAUCACCGUCAGCAGCAGAGAAAGCUGAAAAUAGUGGACGAGAGCCCAGCAACUGCAGCAUCACGCUCUUGGAAAACAAUCGACUGGAGCGAGGAUUUACCAGCAAAGUAUUACAGUUGUGGUUUCGAAUGAAGCUCUCAAUUAGACCUGUUGCAAGGACUAGAGACUUUCAGGACAUUUCUAACCUGCAGCCAAAUAGAAGCCUCCUUCAUAAACGGACCAGCUCUAAAGGCAAGAGCUCUGAGGUUUUAUUUUUAAAGGAGCGCACCGUAACAAACACUGCCAUUUGGCGGCUUUCCAAAAUGUGGCCGACCUGUUUUCGAGCAAGAAAUUAUGUCUUUAUCAACGAUUAUGUAAAUCAUCUGCGGAGACGAUUUCAGCUCUUCCUGUUUCUGGAUCCACAAAAUGAGCCACUUUUUUUUUUUCUCUUUUAAAAAGAAUGUUGAAACUCUCUAAUUUUGCCAAAAUCAAUAAAAAAUUUUAAAUAUUUUCUUUAAAAAUCAGUAGACACUACCUGAAACAUUGUUUUUAAAACCUGAUUUCUUUUUAUGUUUAUAAUAACGGUCUUCUUCAUUUUUGUCACUGAUUCAGGGCAAAAUAUUUGAGCCUUACAGCAUCUGGACAUUUCAUUUCACUUUUAUAAGGCCUGUAGUUUAAUAAACUUGAUCAGAAAAUA